AUGACGAAGAUGAUGCCACGUGACUCUUCAGCGAGUGGAGAGUUGGUGCAGAGCGACUCGGCGGCAAUGGCGGCUGCCGCGACGGCGGCGACCACGGUGGUGGGGAAGCUCCUAUUCCCGCUGCUCACGAGGACGAACUACGCGGCAUGGGCGAUGAGGAUGAAGUACCUCUUGCGCGCCAACAACGCGUGGGGUGCCAUUGAUCGCGAGGCCUCAUCGAAGGUCGACAAGGGAAAGGAGGAGAUGGCCAUGACGAUCAUCUCCCAGUCCAUCGACGACUCAACGCUGCUGCGAGUAGUGGAGAAGGAGACCGCAACCGAUGUGUGGGCGGUGCUACGCUCCAUGCAUGUGGGCGUCAAGCGCGUCCGGGAGGCGAGGGUUCAAUCCUUGUGCUCGGAAUUUGAUGGCCUCAACAUGGGUCAUGCGGAGUCCGUGGAUGAUUUCGCGGUGAGGUUCACGAGCUCUAGGGGCUCAUCCGUGAGCUUGGUGAUGGGAUGGAGGAGAAGUACGUAG
This is a messenger RNA of Triticum turgidum subsp. durum (durum wheat), 513 nucleotides long. Lineage: Eukaryota; Viridiplantae; Streptophyta; Magnoliopsida; Poales; Poaceae. The record is from the annotation of a GenBank genome assembly.